Messenger RNA from Bactrocera oleae (olive fruit fly), 1697 nucleotides. RefSeq names its product saccharopine dehydrogenase-like oxidoreductase. Gene Ontology annotation, biological process: glycolipid biosynthetic process. The record is from RefSeq and is a predicted model, not a curated record. Gene Ontology annotation, cellular component: plasma membrane; lipid droplet; mitochondrion. NCBI's taxonomy places the organism in Eukaryota, Metazoa, Arthropoda, Insecta, Diptera, Tephritidae.
CGGAGUUUUCAAAUUUCGACUUUAGCAGGUGGCAGACUGGCAGAGCCAAAGGUUUUCCAAAGGUGUUGCUGAGUUAAGUUUGGUUUUUAUUGUUAUCAUUGGGAAAGAAUACGUGACAUUUAAUAACUCUGCUGUGGAGUUUAUGACGUGUUUACUGAUAUAAUAAAAAUUCGACUUUUGACCAGGGGAGAUAAGCGCUUUAAUAUUUACAACAAAAACUAUAUAAUUUAUCUUUAUAUUGCUAAAAAAGUGAUUAAUCACGAAAGCAGAAAUGUCGGAAAAAUUAGAUAUUAUAAUAUUUGGAGCUUCUGGAUUUACUGGUAAAUACACCGUUUUUGAAGCUGUUAGUGUACUUCAAAACUACCGCUGGGGUAUCGCUGGACGUAGUCAAGAAAAGCUAGAAAAAGUACUUCAAGAGAUGGGUGCAAAAGCGCAGAAAAAUCUUAUGGAUACUCCAAUCAUCAUCGCUGAUAUAGAAAAUGAAGGUUCACUUCUAGCCAUGGCUAAGCGAUGUCGUGUUUUAGUAAAUUGUUGUGGACCAUACCGCUUCUUUGGGGAGCCAGUAGUGCGAGCAUGUCUUGAAGCUGGCACUCAUCAAGUGGAUGUUACUGGUGAACCUCAAUACAUGGAAACAAUGCAACUGAAAUAUAAUAAACAAGCACAAGAGCGAAAAGUUUUUAUAAUUUCUGCAUGUGGAUUUGAUUCAAUACCGGCAGAUCUUGGAGUUGUUUUUAUAGAAAAAAACUUUGAUGGUGUUGUAAAUUCAGUUGAAAGCUAUCUGCAGAGUUACGUAAAAGGAGACGUUUCUGAAGGAGGUGCUCGAAUUCAUUAUGGUACUUGGGAGAGCGCCGUUCUUGGUUUGGCCCAUUCAGGCGAACUAAAAGAAUUACGCAAGAAGUUAUACGAAGAGAAACUGCCGAAAUUUAAUCCUGUUUUAAAACCUCGACCACUUAUUUUUCGUUCUGAAAUUGUAAAUGGAGUUUGCCUCCCAUUCCCUGGACCAGAUCGUUCAGUUGUAAUGCGUUCACAACGUUUCCUUUAUGAAAAUGAGCAUAAGCGCCCUGUUCAAAUGUACCCUUAUGUUACUUUUAAAUCGUGGAUAGCAGCUGUGCUAGUUGCUUUAUUUGCAGUUUCGUUUGGAUUUUUAACUAAGUUUACAUUUAGUCGUCGCUUAUUGUUAAAAUAUCCUAAAGUUUUUUCAUUAGGAUUUGCGUCUCACGAAGGUCCUCCAGAAGCUUUGAUGGAGCAAACACAUUUUUCAUUUAUCAUGAGAGCAAAGGGAUGGCCAAGUUCGGAGAGACUGUCAGAACCAACCGAUCACUACACGGUUCCACCAACCAAAACAUUAACAGUCAAAGUGUCGGGAUCGAAUCCUGGUUAUGGUGCGACCUGUGUAGCUUUACUUAGUACGGCUGUAAUAAUAUUAAAGGAAAACGAUAAAUUGCCGGGAUCUGGCGGUGUUUUACCACCAGGAGCUGCUUUUGCGAAAACAAGUUUAAUAUCUGAGUUGGAAAAACAUGAUCAUGGCAUUAAAUUUGAAAUUUUGGCUAACAAGUAAAUACAACUAAUGCAUAAUGUAUAACAAAUGUUACAAGUAAACUUAAAACGGAUAUUUAUGUUUUUAUUCAAUUAUGAAAUUUUAUAGUUUUUUUCCGCAUUAUGUAACAUAUAAUAAUAAUAAAAAAUAUUUUAAAAAA